Molecule: messenger RNA, 1872 nt
Organism: Rhinichthys klamathensis goyatoka
Lineage: Eukaryota; Metazoa; Chordata; Actinopteri; Cypriniformes; Leuciscidae
Gene: pth3r
Product: parathyroid hormone 3 receptor
Exons: 13
Coding region: 216-1862 (548 amino acids)
Biological process (GO): cell surface receptor signaling pathway; adenylate cyclase-modulating G protein-coupled receptor signaling pathway
Cellular component (GO): plasma membrane
Molecular function (GO): parathyroid hormone receptor activity; peptide hormone binding; G protein-coupled peptide receptor activity
Source: RefSeq, a predicted model, not a curated record
UAUUCCAUAAAUUAACCUCAGCUAAAACAACAUACUUGUCAGACUCCAACAGAUGAAUCACUGGUGGACACAACAGCGUCAGAAUAACAAUAAAUCGGCGAAUGGCUACAGACUUCUGUUCUCUGCACCUCGAUGAGACCACCAUGUCCUGAAAAGUAAGAGGAGCUCUCUGGUGAGCAGAAGUUCUGGAAAAGGUCAAAGGUCUUGGGUUAAGCAUGUUGUCAGUGGAGGUCGCCGUGGCUUUUGUGCUGUGCAGUGUGCUGAUGAAAGCCAGAGCUCUGAUUGAUUCUGAUGAUGUCCUCACCAGAGAUGAACAGAUCUUUCUCCUAAUUGGUGCACGCGCGAGGUGUGAGAGAAACAUCCGUGCACAGUUAGACGUGGUCAGAGAGGAUUACUGUCUUCCUGAGUGGGAUGGGAUCAUUUGCUGGCCUGCAGGAAAACCCAGUCAGAUGAUUGCAGUUCUGUGUCCUGAGUACAUCUAUGACUUCAACCACAGAGGACAUGCAUAUCGCCACUGUGAUGCAUCAGGUUACUGGGAGCAGGUGUCCACUAUAAACCGGACAUGGGCCAACUACACAGAAUGCACCACUUACCUGCACACUAACCACAGCAAUCAGGAGGAUGUAUUUGAGCGUCUUUACCUCAUGUACACUAUUGGAUACUCCAUAUCACUGGCAGCGUUACUGGUAGCUGUCUUUAUCCUUUGCUAUUUCAAACGUCUCCACUGCACCCGUAACUACAUCCACAUCCACCUCUUCACCUCAUUCAUAUGCAGAGCAAUCAGUAUAUUUGUGAAAGACGCCGUUCUUUACACCGUCGCAGAUGACGGCAGACUAGAGGACGGGGCAGUUGGACAAAGACCUAUGGUGGGCUGCAAGGUUGCUGUGACCCUCUUCCUGUAUCUCUUGGCAACCAAUCAUUAUUGGAUCCUGGUCGAGGGUCUGUACUUGCAUAGUCUGAUCUUCAUGGCCUUCCUGUCUGAUAAGAACUGUCUGUGGGCUUUAACAAUCAUAGGCUGGGGGAUACCCGCAGUGUUUGUGUCCAUAUGGGUCAGUGCCCGAGCAUCUCUGGCAGACACACAGUGCUGGGAUAUAAGCGCAGGCAACCUGAAAUGGAUCUAUCAAGUACCAAUCCUGGCAUCCAUUGUUGUAAACUUCUUCCUCUUCCUCAAUAUCAUCAGGGUUUUGGCCUCUAAGUUGUGGGAAACAAAUACAGGAAAACUGGAUCCUAGACAGCAGUACAGGAAGCUGCUGAAGUCGACCCUGGUGCUGAUGCCGCUGUUUGGAGUUCAUUACAUGCUGUUCAUGGCUCUUCCGUACACUGACGUCACAGGUCUACUGUGGCAGAUUCAGAUGCAUUAUGAGAUGCUCUUCAACUCCUCACAGGGUUUCUUUGUGGCCUUUAUUUACUGCUUCUGCAAUGGGGAGGUGCAGGCAGAGGUGAAGAAGGCAUGGCUGAGGCGCAGUCUUGCGUUAGACCUGAAGCAGAAGGCUCGUGUCAACAGCAGUGCGGGAUGUGGAAGUGGCUACUAUGGAGGCAUGAUGUCACACACCACCACACAGAGCGUGUGUCUCAGUGUCAGUGGUACCAAGGGCCUGCCGCUGGGAGCCAUCGGGGGCAAAGGACAAUCGCGUCUCCACCAUUCAGGAAACUUACCUAGUUACACGCCUCAUGACACGGAGACUGUGUUUUUUACAGUGCAGCAUGAGCUGGUUCUGAGGCAGACUGAUGGGAAAGGGUCUCAGUCCAAGCAGACCGGCAGGAAUGCAGAGGAAAGUGAGCAUGAUUGUGAGCCAUGUUUUGUAGCAGAUGAGGAGCAUUCUGGUUCGGUGUCUUGGAAAGAACUGGAAACGGUGCUUUGAUGGUGUCCUG